Osmia bicornis bicornis is the source of this 861-nucleotide messenger RNA. RefSeq names its product ubiquinone biosynthesis O-methyltransferase, mitochondrial (gene Coq3). Bases 1 to 861 code for a protein of 286 amino acids. The record is from RefSeq and is a predicted model, not a curated record. Gene Ontology annotation, molecular function: 2-methoxy-6-polyprenyl-1,4-benzoquinol methyltransferase activity. Lineage: Eukaryota; Metazoa; Arthropoda; Insecta; Hymenoptera; Megachilidae. The transcript is spliced from 4 exons. Gene Ontology annotation, biological process: ubiquinone biosynthetic process.
AUGAAAGUUGUAAAACUUUUAUCUUCCCGAUCUGUAUCAACGAAGAGUACCUUUCGAAACCGGGUUAAAGAACAACUGGAUCAAUUACCUAAACCACCGAUUAUUAAAAAAUCGACCGUUGAUCUUGCAACGAUAGACCAUCAUUCAAAAUUAAGUAAUAAUUGGUGGGAUAGAAAUGGUGAAAUGCGUGCUCUGCACGCGUUAAAUCCUCUUAGAGUACAAUUUGUGAGAGAUGGUUUAGCUAAUACAGGUAUUCAAGCUGAAACUCCAUAUCUACCAUUGGAGGGAAUCAAAAUCUUAGACGUUGGUUGUGGUGGAGGAUUAUUGUCAGAACCGCUAGCUAGAAUAGGAGCAGAAGUAACUGGGAUUGAUGCAUCUUCAGAACUAAUAUCAGUUGCAAAAGAACAUGCUGCAUUAGAUUCUAAUUUAAGUAGAAAGUUAAAUUAUAUUCAAACAAGUAUCGAAGAUUUUGCUCCAGCUAAUAAUAAAACGUAUAAUGCCAUAAUAGCUUCAGAAGUUGUAGAGCAUGUGAAUGAGAAGGAAUUAUUUUUAAAGCAUUGUAUAGAUACAUUAAAGCCUGGUGGUUCUAUAUUUCUUACAACAUUAAACAAAACUCUGCCUGCUUGGCUUGGAGGGAUCAUUGCAGCUGAACAUGUUUUAAAAUUGGUACCAAAGGGUACUCAUGAUUGGAAUAAAUUUGUUACUCCAGCUGAAAUGCAGUGUUUAUUAGAAAAAUGUGGUUGUAAAACAAAAUUAAUUCAUGGAAUGUUUUAUAAUCCAUUAAAGAACGAGUGGUUUUGGAUAGCAUCAAGAGCAAUAAACUAUGCAAUUCAUGCAGUAAAAAGGAAGGAGUAUGAAUAA